Messenger RNA from Helicoverpa zea (corn earworm), 523 nucleotides. Its product is annotated as THAP domain-containing protein 1-like. NCBI's taxonomy places the organism in Eukaryota, Metazoa, Arthropoda, Insecta, Lepidoptera, Noctuidae. The coding region runs from base 206 to 505 and encodes 99 amino acids. The transcript has 3 exons. The record is from RefSeq and is a predicted model, not a curated record.
GCUAUUUGCCCAUUUUUAUCCGCGAACAGCACUGUAUUUUAGGUUCUAUAUUCGUAAUGAAUACAUGUGGCAAUUAUUACUAUUUGAUCUUCCCCCAUAUUUUCACUGUCUCAUUUCGCCGUGUGGUGGCGUUGUAUACGCUUGAGACCGAGAAGUAGUGUCAAAAUUGUUAUCAUUUCCCGAGGAAUUAGUUUGUUUAUUUACAAUGCCAAGAUGUUCAGCAUCGAGUUGUCGCAAUAUGGGUUCACAUACAUUUCCAAAAGAUCCCAAAUUACGUAGAUUGUGGGAAAAGGCGACAAACAAGGAAAACUUUAAAGCGUCCAAGCAUUCGAGGUUAUGUUCUGCUCAUUUUACGGAUAGCGAUUAUAUUGAUGUGUGUUUAUCCACAGGUAUGACGCCUUUCCAUAGAUAUUUAAAGAAAACAGCUGUCCCAUCGAUAUUUCCUUGCCCCUACCAGCGCAAGCCGAGAGAUACACCGGUAACCCUGAACAUUCUUGGCGCGUAAUCAGCAUUUAAAAUUUUG